Molecule: messenger RNA, 3906 nt
Organism: Penicillium chermesinum
Lineage: Eukaryota; Fungi; Ascomycota; Eurotiomycetes; Eurotiales; Aspergillaceae
Exons: 4
Coding region: 1-3906 (1301 amino acids)
Molecular function (GO): protein binding
Source: RefSeq, a predicted model, not a curated record
AUGCAGCCCCAGAUAGCCUUCCAUGGUGAGAACCGCGGGACCCAGAUUGGUGUCAACAACGGCACAGUCAACAUCCAUGAGGAUCCGCCCCUUGUCAUUCUAGAGAAGCUAUUGGCAUCAGCCCCACAGGCUAUCUUUGACUCCCGAGAGACUGAGCAUGAAGACGUGUGUCUCCCCGGCACGCGAACCGAAGUGCUUCACGAGAUCCAAAACUGGGCCACUUCGACGCAGCAGGAGAGAUGCAUCUUUUGGCUAUGUGGAGUGGCAGGAACAGGGAAAUCCACAAUUUCUCGCUCUGUUGCGCAGAUUUUCACUGAUGGGCCGGCUAUGGGAGCGAGCUUCUUCUUUAAGAGAGGCGAAACCGAUCGAGGAAAUGCCACAAGAUUAUUCCCAACGAUCGCGAAGCAAUUGGCGACUAAGAUUCCUGGACUGCUCUCCUAUAUGACGGCUGCGGCAAGCGAUAACCCAGGGAUCGCAGAAAGGGCCAUGAAAGUCCAGUUCGAGAAGAUCCUCAUCGAGCCUCUCAAGAAGUUGGAUGCCUCCGGUACAUUGAAAGACACUAUCAGUGUUGUCCUGGUCGUCGAUGCACUUGACGAAUGUGAUGGCGACAAAGACAUCCGAUGGAUCAUUCAACUUCUUCCGCAGUUGAACAAGCUCCGUGUUAUUCGGCUCCGCGUUUUUCUGACCAGCAGGCCAGAGCUGCCCCUGCGGCUAGGCUUCAGAGACCUAGCAGAGGAAGAUCACCAGGACCUGAUUCUGCACGAAAUACCAAAGCCCAUCAUCAGCCAUGACAUUUCUCUGUUUCUCAACUAUCAUAUCGCGGAAAUAAGAACAGAGCGAGAUCAACCUUUGCCUAUGGACUGGCCGGGCGAGGCCAUAAUGCAACGGCUGGUGGAUCUUUGCGUUCCACUUUUCAUCAUUGCUGCAACCAUUUGCCGGGUUCUCAGAGACGAAGAAUGGGACCCUUAUGAGAGUCUCCCAGAGAUUCUAGCCCAUCAGAAAACUAACGAUGGCGAUAAAUUAGAUGGGACCUACCUCCCUGUUUUGAACCGGAUCCUUUGGGGCGUCAGCGGAGAGCACAGGCAACAAGUGAUCGAAGAUUUUCAACAGAUAGUGGGUACGAUCAUCAUUCUAGAGACUCCACUAUCUGUUUCAUCCCUUUCGAGACUCCUGAAUACUCCGAGUAUGACUGUCAGGCAUAUCUAUUUCAGAUUAGGGCAACUUCAUUCCGUCCUUAGAGUACCAAAAGAUGUGAAUUCACCUUUGCGACUCUUCCAUCUGUCGUUCCGAGAUUAUCUCCUUGAUCCGAAAACCAAAGAGAAGACCCCUUUGUCGAUAGACAAGAAGAUGUCCCAUCAUAGGUUGGCCAUACAAUGCUUCUCUGUAGCUCAGUGUCUGCGGAGGAACAUGUGCUCGUUGCCAAGCAAUGGGACCCAAAGCCCAGAAAUUGAUUUCGGAAUGGUCCAGAAAUGCUUCCCCGCAGAGCUGCAGUAUGCCUGUCGAUACUGGGCUCAUCACUUGGUGGGAUGCCUCGGCGUUGGCGACGAGGUCGAGUCAGAGAAUGUCCUCGACGAGCUAUUAAUCUUUCUCUAUCAGCACUUUCUCCACUGGUUGGAAGCCAUGAGUUUGUUAAGACUCUCCUCGGAGGUUGUUGGAAUACUUGACCUUCUCAGAAAGAAUAUACCAGACGACCAAUAUCCUGUUCUCGCAGAAUUCAUCCAAGACGCCAGGCGCUUCGUUUCCAAGAAUCGCGCUAUAUUUGAGUUGGCGCCUCUCCAAAUCUAUUGUACGGGGCUCAUAUUUGCACCGCCGACAUCAGUCCGCCGAGCGUUUAAAUCAGAGAUUGCGAAAUCUGGACUCUCUCAACUGCCACACCCCGGCGAGAACUGGGGUGCAGAUGUGCAAACUCUUGAAGGUCAUAAUAAUACGGUUGUUUCGGUUGAAUUCUCCCCCGACGGUGGCCGCCUACUGUCUGGCUCGGAAGAUAUCCGACUUUGGGAAGUGUCGACAGGUGUUCUGCUCCAGAAUUAUAUGGACGAGCCCGAUUUUUUUUUGAGCACGGUCACCUUUUCACCGGAUGGUCGGCUUUGGGCAUCCAGCUCCGCCACAUCAGUAAAGCUUUGGGACAUCGCCGAAGACCAAGAGUUCCGGACCAUUAAAGCUGAAUCGACCAAAGUAGUACCCACUGGGUUCUACCCAGAAGUUACUUUCUCUCCUAAUGGGAGAACUCUCGAGCAUACGAAAUGGGGAUGGAAUAACCCUACCUCAUCAAUGGCGUUCUCGUCAGAUAGCCGGCGGCUGGCAUCCACUGCUGCUGACGGGAAGAUGCGUCUUUGGAACGUCGAUACAGGCGCAUUGGAGCGUACUUUCUUGGAGGAAGUCGAAAUGAAUUGGACGGAAUUCUUCCUCGACACAGACGCAGACACGUCUGCUGCUUAUUCUGUUGCCUUUUCGCCCGACGAUCGUCUGCUAGCCUGCGCAUCUGAUAAGAUCGUACGGCUUUGGAAUGCAGCGUCCGGCGAGAUACACCAUAAACUCGAGGGUCACUCAGGCAUCGUCACAGCGGUGGCGUUUUCCUCCGACGGACGAAUGCUAGCGACAGGGUCCGGUGACAAGACGGCGCGGCUUUGGGACGUCCAAAAGGGGCAGCUUCACCAGAUCCUGACGGGGCACUCUAACGCGGUAGCAUCGGUGGCAUUUUCGCGUGACAAUCGACUACUGGCUACAGGCUCGAGCGACGCUACUAUCAAAUUGUGGGAUUUGACGGUGAUGCUCUCUGAACAACAUUUGGCAGCUCACACACAGCCCGUCAGCUUAAUUAUGUUCUCUCCAGACUCUAGGCGACUAGCCUCUACUUCGGAGGACCAAUCAGUUAAAAUCUGGGACACUGCAGAAGGAACCGUGUUGCACACUUUAAAGAGUCACUCUGAUACACUUGAGUAUGUAUUUGCCGUGAACGAUGUGGUGGAACUGUUUGCUUUCUCACUCGAUGGAAGUAUGCUCGCCAGCCUCGUCUACAAGACCAUACAGGUAUGGGAUGUCGAAACGGGGGAUCUCAUGCAUACGUUUCAAGGGCACGACGAGAAAGUUCGAUCGUUGGCAUUCUCGCCCGAUGGCCAGCUCCUAGCUUCUUGCUCGAACGACCGGACGAUAUGUCUCUGGAACAUCGCAAACGGCUCACAUCGGACCCUCCAGGGCCACCAAAGCUUUGUUCUGGCGAUCUCCUUCUCACCAGACGGCCAAAGCCUGGCAUCUGGAAGUAGCGAUGGCCGCAUUAAGAUAUGGGACACCAGAACAGGGAGUCUAUGCCAGGAAUUCGAGCAAGAAAACUCCGUCCGGGCUUUGACGUAUCAUCCCCAACGAAGCGAUAUCUUGGCAUCCAGUGGCUCACUGGGCAAAGGUAGAGGAAUGGUCCUUUGGAACCUUGCCCCAGAUCCCACAGGCCGAGUCAUGGAAAGCUACCAAGGGGCUGGAAAUCUGGCGACCUUCUCUCCGAACGGACAAUGGAUAGUUUCGAGCACUUCGGAUGAUUCGGUGUUACAGGUUUGGGAUGUUGAGACUGGCUCUCUCUUGCAGAGUUGGGAUUUGGGAAUACCGGUCAAAGAGCUGAGAUUCUCCCGGGAUGGCUCAUCAUUACUCACAGAACUGGGCUCGUUCAAUGUCUCCUCAAAUUGGCAAACCGACCCGUCAACUAUGCCCCCCGUGAAGAUGGAAAUCGCUAUCGAAAACGGGCAAUGGGUCAUCCUGCAGGGCCAAAAAGCACUCUGGCUUCCUCUGGAGUUCCGGCCUACCAAUUUGCACAGUGGUGGGAAGCUUUCAGGGGUCCAUAUCUUCACGACUGAAGGCAAUAAGCUCGCAAUUGGGCAUUCGUCAGGACGGGUUUCCUUCAUGUCUUUUCGGAUUUGA